Molecule: messenger RNA, 5575 nt
Organism: Gadus morhua (Atlantic cod)
Lineage: Eukaryota; Metazoa; Chordata; Actinopteri; Gadiformes; Gadidae
Product: zinc finger FYVE domain-containing protein 1
Exons: 11
Coding region: 972-3428 (818 amino acids)
Biological process (GO): lipid droplet formation
Cellular component (GO): lipid droplet
Molecular function (GO): phosphatidylinositol-3,4,5-trisphosphate binding; 1-phosphatidylinositol binding; phosphatidylinositol-3,4-bisphosphate binding
Source: RefSeq, a predicted model, not a curated record
AAUCUGAUCAGCUGAUCUGGCAACAAAAUAACGCCACAUAGAUCUGCCAGGGAGGGGGCCGACGAACAAAACAAUGACAGUGCUCGGGAAGACACCAAGGCAAUAACCUAUUUAAAACACUUCUCGGCCGUAACCGUGCAUAUUUAUCCGCGUUCUGCCGCCAGAUCUCAGGACAUCCGCUGGUCUCCGGAGCUUUGACAGCGGCUGGUGUUGUUGUUGUUGUGGUUGUAAGUUCACCGAGGAGCCCGGUUACCAAACAAGGAGCCUCCGACUGCUUCUGCACGACCACCGCUUGUUUAUACUCACUGGCUGGUGUAUUUUUUCAUUGGCCCUUUGCCCAUUGAUGCUUACUUUGGGUUUAUUUCCCGAUAUGCGAAAUAAUCUGGGGAUCAACGAGCUAGUGAAAGUCCACUUCCUAGCUAGCCGUGACUAGCUACGUCUGUUUGCACAGUGUUAUCUCAGUGGGGGGUUCAUUGUCUUGUUGUUGUGCUGGUGUCUCAACUACUCUUUCGAAAUCGGUCAUUUUACUACUUCUUUCUUUUAAAGCAAGCAUCGUGUUUUCCACGAUGUUCUGUACACAGUUUGUGUUUACUACUUGAAAUCUAGCGACGAAAUCCUCGCCUGCUCCCAGCUGAGCGAACAUUGUAGCUUGACGUUUGAUUGUGUCCUUAUCGUCCACUAUAUAUGUGCACCUGCUCACCAAGUCUUUUUUUAAAUCACUCCUUUCCGUUGAAAUAUAUGUAAACAGCCUCAUGAGCAAGUUGCACUGACCCACAUUGCUAGAGGUCAAAUGGAGCAUUGUUUCAAUACAGUUUAAUUUCUGCCACAUACACAUUGUUUUUCCAUGGGCUACUCUUGAGUUAUAUGCCAUUUUUUGUUUUUGCUCUUGACUGCCAGUGGAAUCUGUCGGAAGUCUUCCUCCAAGCUGUUCCAGUUAGUAGUACAUUGUGUCCCGGUUAACCUCGUGAGAAAUGAUGAGUGGCCAUGGCUCUUCUACAGAAAAGGGAGUCAAUAGUACUAAUCUAAUAUGUCAAGAAAGCUAUGCCUGCGGUGGCUCUGACGAGGCUGCGUUUGAAUGUAAUGAGUGCCAAAAGUUGCAAUGCGUCCAAUGUGAGGCAGGGCUCCAUAGUCAAGAACAUCUGAAGGGCCACGAGCGCCUGCCCAUAGGCCCGGGACACAUCCCGUACUGUGACAGUUGCAGAGGGAGUAACGGGAGUUCUGAAACGAAAAACAGAUCUGUCAUCCGCUGCCUCACCUGCAAAGUGAACUUGUGUCAAGACUGUCAGAAACGCACCCACAGCGGUGGAAACAAAAGGAAACACCCAGUUACAGCCUACCCUAAACUUGCUUUGGACAACUCGGUGCAGACCCCUGCUCAGACACCUGCUGCUCCCCCUGCUCAGACCUCUGCUCAACGCCCCGCUCAGCCCCCUGCUCAGCGCCCCGCUCAGACUCCUGCUCAAUCCACUGCUCAACCUCCUGGCCAGACCCCCAUCCGAACAGACAAUGACAACAAAGCUCAGGCAGCAAGACUUCUGGAGAAUGUGGCCAGUUUCCUUCUUGUGGAUGAAAAUGAGGAGAUGCAGAUAAAGGAUGAAGCUGCGUUCGUGAAGAAGCUGGGCUGCGAGCGGGACCGUCUGCUGAAGGUGGUGUCCAUCUUUGGCAACACCGGGGAGGGGAAAUCCCACACGCUGAACCACACCUUCUUCAUGGGGAAGGAGGUGUUCAAGACCUCCCCGGCCCAGGAGUCGUGCACGGUGGGCGUGUGGGCGGCGUUCGACCCCGUGCGCAAGGUGGUGGUGAUCGACACGGAGGGCCUGCUGGGGAACAGCUCCAAGCAGGGCCAGAGGACCCGCCUACUGCUCAAGGUGCUGGCCAUCUCGGACCUCAUCGUGUACCGCACGCACGCCGACCGCCUCCACGACGACCUCUUCAAGUUCCUGGGCGACGCCUCCGACGCCUACCUGAAGCACUUCACCAAGGAGCUGAAGGCCUCCAUCGCCCGCUGCGGCCUGGACGUCCCGCUGUCCAGCAUCGGCCCCGCGGUGGUCAUCUUCCACGAGACCGUCCACACCAAGCUGCUCGGUUCAGGUAAGACAUCGGAGCCGGUCGACAGGCUCCUGCUGGAGCGCUUCAGGAAGCUGGGUCGCUUCCCAGAAGCCUUCAGCUCUGUCCAGUACCGAGGCACCCAGACCCUCAGCCCCCCCACUGACUUCAGCGGCCUGAAGGCGAGCCUGGAGCAGCUCUUGGACAACAACGCCACCCGUUCCCCUCGCACCCCCGUGGUUAUCUUCAAAGCCCUGCAGGCCCUCAGCGAUCGCUUCUGCGGCGAGAUAUCAGACGAGCUGGUGGCCCACGGCUGCUUCUUCCCUGAUGAGUACUUCACCUGCUCCUCUCUCUGCCUCGGUUGCGGAUGUGGCUGCAAGAACAGUAUGAACCACCUGGGGGAGGGAGUGUGCCACGAAGCCAAGCAUCGCUGUCGCUACUCGCCCCAGUACGACAACCGCAUCUACACAUGCAAGGCUUGUUAUGAAAGGGGACAGGAAGUGAUGGUGGUUCCCAAGACCUCUGCGUCCUGUGACUCUCCGUGGCUGGGUUUGGCCAAAUACGCCUGGUCUGGGUAUGUGAUUGAAUGCCCCACCUGUGGAGUCAUCUAUCGUAGCCGCCAGUACUGGUACGGAAACCAGGACCCCGUGGACACCGUGGUCCGUACCGAGAUCCAGCACAUAUGGCCCGGGUCGGACGGCUUCCUGAAGGACAACAGCAACGCGGCGCAGCGGCUUCUGGACGGGGUCAACCUGGUGGCUCAGUCGGUGUCGGAGCUCAGCGUCAAGCCCGCCAAGGCCGUCACCUCCUGGCUGACGGACCAGAUCGCCCCGGCCUACUGGAAACCCAACUCCCUCAUCCUGACGUGCCACAGAUGUCAGACGGUCUUCCAGGACAAUGACAACAAGCAUCACUGCCGUGCCUGCGGGGAGGGCUUCUGCGAUGGCUGCUCCUCCAGAGCCACGCCCAUCCCAGAGAGGGGCUGGGGCCCCGCCCCGGUCAGGGUCUGCGACCUGUGCUUCGAGCAGCGGGCGUCCCACGCAGACUUGCUGGAGGAGGAGGAGGAGGGAGGAACGCUGGCCAGGAAGGUGGGGGAGGUGGUGACUAACACUCUGGGGGCAGUGGCCACCGCCAUCGACAUCCCUCUUGGUCUGGUGAAGGACGCGGCCCGGCCCGCCUACUGGGUGCCCGACCAGGACAUCCUGUGCUGCCACAGCUGCCGGCGCGAGUUCAGCGCCAAGCUGUCCAAGCAUCACUGCCGCGCCUGCGGGCAGGGCGUGUGUGACGACUGCUCCCCGGAGCGCCGCCCCGUGCCCUCACGAGGCUGGGACCACCCCGUGCGUGUGUGCACUCCCUGUGACCGGAAGCCCGGGGAGCUUUAACAGCGAGCGCAUCAGGGAGAGAGGGAGAGAGAACCCCAGCUCCGUCCAUCAGAAAUCCGUUUCUGGUGCCAUAGUUGAUGGUUCUCACCUGUUUCUGUGGAAAGGUAGCCUUUCUUCUGUCAAAUGUAGGACAUUUAACUUGUGUCGAUAGGAUUCGGGAGUUCCUGUGGCCUUGUACAGCAGCGGGAACGAGCAUUACUUGACUUGAGUGGGGAAGCUGUAAUUCCACUCUAAUUAUUGACUAGCUAUUAUUACAUUUCUGACAAAAAAAACACUAGUUUUUAGUUUCAAUACACCUAUUGGUAUAUUUUUCUAUUAUAGGGGAUAAUAGUAUAAUUUCAACACUAUUGGUUGGAAUACGUUGUGUGCUCUUAUUAUUGGAGAUUGUUACCAUAAUGGGGAAUGACGGGUUACGGUGAAGGGAUGAGUGAUUUUUUUUUUUUAUCCGUACAAAUGCAGGUUCAUUGCAUGCUCUAUUGCAACCUUGUUUCGUGUUAUUUGCACCCAACCUUUUAUUUCAGCUAAUAAUAAGCUGUCACUUACUGUGGCCAACAACCAGGUGCCCAGUUGAUCGAGCAUCGUACGUGUGCCGCAAAAGGCUUUGAAAUCUAGAUCACUGCUGUGGUUUACUGGUUUGCCAAAAAAAAAAUCAAAAAAAAAACCAUUCAGGUUAAGUGUGACUGUGCUGGUGUAUUUUAUACUUUUACCCUGCAGUCUUGGUUGUAUGGAGACGUAUGGAUAGUUGUUUUUAAGAGUACAUUUUAGAUGAGGGACAUUUUCUGUGUUGAAGAUAUAUAUAUAUAUAUGUAUGAAAAAAUAACACUUGCUUUUGGCGUGCAUGCUGGUCCGCGAGUUCCAUCCGGUUUUCGUCAUUCAGCAAAUCGUCUUUUAAAACCAAUAGCUAUAUAAUGUCUGCCUCAUUACACUUGGUCUGAGUUGCCUUUUAAGCAUCUACAGUGAAUUCCAAAAAACUUACACAAAUCUCAUUAUAAUACAUGCCCUACUCAUAUAGAAAUAAUGCAAAAUAACUGAAGUCCAAAACAGUUGGUAUUGACUUUAAAGUAAAAAAUACUCACUUUUUGGUUUUGUCUACCUUUUGCCUUAAUCAUACCUUUCACUGUGUCACGUGCAAUCACAUUGUUCCAGCUGUGUGUUAGAAACCCAAGUAUCUUGUACUGUUACAGUGUGUUUUCACUGUCUCAAAUGUUCCUUGUCAUAUGCAAAGUGUUUUGAAGUAGGGAUUGGGGGGGUAUCUUUGUAGGUAGAAAGCCAUGCAGCUGAUCCCUCUGAGCUCUUACACCCAAAACAGGGCUUGUCUCUUCUGUUAAAGAUCCGACAACUUAGGCAAAACAGAACUCCCUAAACCCUGAUUCAAGUUUUGCUCAACCAGUGUAUCUUUCAUUGCUGCACCCAAAUAGUGACUCAAAAAGCACCGUAACAGUAAAGCCACUAUUUUGGUAUUUACUGUUGAAAAAAAAAAACACAAAACAAAUCACACCGUGUAUUUAUGUCAACAUCGGGAUGAAAAAAAAUUGUGAGCGAGAUCUAAAUGUUAGUCGUCUGUUUCUCUAUACCCUUGUCAUGCUUAAACAUCCACACAGUAUAUCAUUGACGUGGUUUUUGCUGAACCUCCUCAACACACGCUGCUGCUCAAGUAGACUCAGUGUCUUGGCCCUUUCUGUGGGCCUUUUUUGUAAUAAAAUAUAAGAGAAUGUUUUAUGUUCGACAUUUCGUGGCUGAAAAAAACUUCACCAUAGUGUACAACAGCCACGUUCUUCUGCCAGUACCCAUCACAAGCAUGGCUCAAGGUUUCUGCAGAACAGAACAGACGGGCACGACUUUGGAGGGACAUUUGUAGCUUUUAAUUUGUUCCGUUAUAUCCUAUGUUGAAUUGUGUUAAUUGAUUUAUGAAGCCAGUUUGUAAAGUACAUUUCUUUUUGUAUUUUGUUAAUCACUUUACUUUACUUUAUUUCUAAUUCAUUGUAAUGUUAUUGAGAAAGCUCUCUUUUCCAUGUUCAUGUUUGUUUUCACUCAUAUCUCGUAGAACCAGAAGCCCAAACCAUUUAUUUGAAUGUACUUGGUGACUCAGAGCUUGAACAAUCUACUUUGACGAUAACUUAUUAAAUAUGGAGAUCAUUUCACUUGGA